This is a messenger RNA of Diaporthe citri, 1449 nucleotides long. RefSeq lists its product as uncharacterized. Gene Ontology annotation, cellular component: fungal-type vacuole membrane. Gene Ontology annotation, molecular function: transmembrane transporter activity. Lineage: Eukaryota; Fungi; Ascomycota; Sordariomycetes; Diaporthales; Diaporthaceae. Gene Ontology annotation, biological process: transmembrane transport. The coding region runs from base 1 to 1449 and encodes 482 amino acids. The transcript is spliced from 5 exons. The record is from RefSeq and is a predicted model, not a curated record.
AUGCCCCGGUCACUACACGACCUCUUGUGCGCCACUUCAGCAACGAUGAACGACGAGUCCAGCAACAAGAAGGUCCACGGACUCGUAGACCAGGGCGAAAGCAAAGCCGAUAGCGACAACCAGACUCACAGUGAAGGCGGACAUGAAGCUUAUCAAUUCCCCGAAGGCGGGUUCCGAGCCUGGCUGGUAGUCUCAGGGUCGGCUGCCAGCAUGUUCUGUACCUUUGGAUAUCUCACCGGAUUCGGAAUCUACCAGCAAUGGUAUGGCGAGAACCAGCUCAAAUCUUACACCCAGUCAGACAUCUCAUGGAUUGGGUCGGUCCAGAUUUUCCUAACCUUCGCAGGAGGCUUGGUAGGGGGUCCAGUACUGGACCGCUACGGCAGCGUGGCCAUGCUUCCAGUCUCCGUGAUUUACGUGAUCUCUCUCGUCUUGACAAGCUUCUGCAAGGAAUAUUACCAAUUCUUCCUUGCCCAAGCUAUACUAGCGGGUCUAUGUCUCGGCUUCCUCUUCUCAAAUUCAUUAGCCAUCAUUGGACACUACUUUGAUAAACGCUAUGGUCUCGCUUCUGGUAUUGUUAUGGCAGGCGCUGCUGUUGGUGGGGUAAUAUUCCCAAUCGCGCUCAACAGGCUGCUCAACGAAGUCGGUCUCAGCUUCGGAUGGUCCGUUCGAAUAUGUGCUCUAGUGGUUCUCGUGCUUUUGGCUUACGCAAACCUGACCAUGAAGCCGCGCCUCCCCCCGACGAAACAAAGCAUGGACCUCUCCUUGAUGAGACGGCCGGUAUACAUCCUCGUUGCCAUAGGUGGCUGGUUGCUCAACUGGGGCCUUUACAUUCCUCUGUUCUACCUGCCUCCAUUCGCAAUCACGGCUGGCCUCAGUGCAAAGCUUGCGCCGCACACUGUGGCCAUCUUCAAUGCCGUGUCAAUCUUCGGCCGUGUCCUCGCAGGAGCACUUGCUGAUAAUCUGGGCUGUGUGAGUUCUGCCUUGGAUGUCUUCGAAUUCCACCCGGCCAUUAUCGCAGUCCUUGUUUUGCCCCCAACCUGGGUUCAACAGGCCUCCGGUAUCGAGUUCAACGUCGUGAUCAUUAAUGGCCUUCUUUGCGCUGUUUCUCUGUUCGUCUGGGCAGCCACGCACACGGCUGCCGGCGUCCUCGUGGUCACCAUUAUCCAAGGACUCUUUAUCGGGAGCAUUGUGUCCUUACAAGCCGCCAUCAUUACGACCGUCACCCCUGAUCCGAAAAACCUGGGCUCGAUGAUUGGAUUUACCAUGGCCAUCUGGGCUUGUGGCGGGCUGACAGGGCCUCCUAUUGCCGGAGCCAUCCUAAAUGGCCACGACGGCCCUGGAAGCUAUAGUGGUCCCGGGUAUUUCGGUGGCGCAUCUCUCAUCGCCGGCUCUGCGUUCUUCUUCGCUGCUCGCUUGAUCAUGCAGAAGACACUGCUCGCCAAGGUUUAA